This is a messenger RNA of Exophiala oligosperma, 1007 nucleotides long. RefSeq names its product 60S ribosomal protein L7. Lineage: Eukaryota; Fungi; Ascomycota; Eurotiomycetes; Chaetothyriales; Herpotrichiellaceae. Gene Ontology annotation, cellular component: cytosolic large ribosomal subunit. The record is from RefSeq and is a predicted model, not a curated record. The transcript has 4 exons. Gene Ontology annotation, molecular function: RNA binding; structural constituent of ribosome. The coding region runs from base 54 to 815 and encodes 253 amino acids. Gene Ontology annotation, biological process: maturation of LSU-rRNA from tricistronic rRNA transcript (SSU-rRNA, 5.8S rRNA, LSU-rRNA).
CCAGCACUCAAUCUUCCCUCGACAACCCAUCCAUCUCAGUGCCCAACGACAAAAUGACGAAGCCCGUUGUCAAGUCAACUGUCCCUACCCAGGACCAGGUCCUCGUCCCCGAGACUCUGUUGAAGAAGAGAAAGAGCCAGGAGAAGGCCAGAGAGCAGCGCAACGCUGACAUCGAAAAGAGAAAGAAGGCCAACAAGGAGAAGCGUGGUGUCAUCUUCAAGCGUGCUGAGCAGUACGUCAAGGAGUACCGUGAUGCCGAGCGCGAGAAGGUCAGACUCGCUCGUCUGAGCAAGCAGAAGGGCAACUUCUUCGUUGAGGAGCAAGCCAAGCUUGUCUUCGUUGUGAGAAUCAAGGGUAUCAACAAGAUUGCCCCCAAGCCGCGCAAGAUUCUCCAACUUCUCCGCCUUCUCCAGAUCAACAACGGUGUCUUCAUCAAGUUGACCAAGGCUACUCAAGAGAUGUUGACCAUCGUCAACCCAUACAUUGCUUACGGCUACCCCAACCUCAAGACCGUCCGAGAGCUCAUCUACAAGCGCGGAUACGGAAAGAUCGACAAGCAACGCAUUGCCCUGACCGACAACCAGCUCAUCGAGGACAACCUCGGCAAGUACGGCAUCGUCUGCAUGGAAGACUUGAUCCAUGAGAUCUUCACCGUCGGACCAAACUUCAAGCAGGCCAGCAACUUCUUGUGGCCAUUCAAGCUGUCCAACCCCAACGGCGGCUUCCGUGCAAGAAAAUUCAAGCACUACAUCGAGGGUGGUGACCUUGGUAACCGAGAGGAGAACAUCAAUGCUCUUAUCAGACAGAUGAACUAGGGGAAUGCCAGGUGCCCGGGAUGAAUGAUUGCGGAAUGUCUUUUUUUACGCAGACUAGAUUGCAAGUGUGUGCCAUGCAUGGGUGGCCUGCAACAUGUCAACAUGGGGGACGGGCGCUAGUUGUGCUCUCAAGCGAUCGAAUGACUGAAAAGUGAUUCCAAUACCAAUGAAAUAAAAUUUUUGACCAAUCUC